GAACCUCCUCACAUAUAAAUCCCACAACAACCAUCUUCCAUUUCAUUUCAUACCACCAUCUCCAACUCCAACAACCUCCAUAACAAACAGUUCCAAUUCUGUUACCGCGAAAACCGCAUCAAAUCACGCAAAUCGCACCAGUUUUCAAAAAUGCAAUCCGAUUCAGAGUUCAGAGAUUCUUCUGAUUAUGAUCAUGAGUUAGUUGAUGAUUCUGCAAAAUUCGAACUCGAUUUCAUCACCAAACUCAAAAUCGAAAACGAAGUGGAAGAUGAAGAACAAGUAGAAGAAGAUGAUGAUGAAGAAGAAGAGUUUAGUUUUGUCUUGGUGAAUCCCGAUGGCUCGCCGAUCUCCGCCGACGACGCCUUCGACAACGGCCAAAUACGUCAGAUCUACCCUGUUUUCGACCAGAAUCUUCUCUCAUCCGACGGUGGCGACAGUCACUACUCGCCGCUGAAGAAAGUUUUCGUUCAGAAGACUGGCGAUUCGUCGUCAGCGGCGGCGCCGGAGGAGACAUACUGCGAGUGGUCACCGAAGACAGCGGUGAAGAGCAACUCGACGGGGUCAUCCAAGGUGUGGAAGUUCCGUGACGUGAAGCUACGGAGCAACAGUGACGGCAAGGAUGCUUUCGUGUUCUUGAACUCGGCGGCGGCGGAGAAGGCGAGCCCUACCGGCGUUGUUGUGAAGAAGGUUAAGGCGGUGAAGGGGAAAACGACGACGUCGACUUCGGCGCAUGAGAAGCAUUACGUGUUGAAUAGAGCGAAGAAGGAAAGUGAUAAACGCAAGUCUUACUUGCCGUAUAGGCAAGAGCUGUUUGGGGGUUUCUUUGCUAGUACCAAUGGGAUGCACAAGAGUCUUCAUCCUUACUAAUUUUUGUGAUUAGAGGAAUUUGGUUAAUUAAGUUCAAGUUUUUUUAUUUCUUAUAUGUAAAUGUUUAGUUUGAUCUGCACCAAACUAACUUGGGAUUCUUUUUUUUUAUGAUGUAAAUUCAAUGAUAAUAUUUCACUAUUUUGGAGCUAA
Messenger RNA from Lotus japonicus, 1017 nucleotides. RefSeq lists its product as uncharacterized. The record is from RefSeq and is a predicted model, not a curated record. The transcript has a single exon. Lineage: Eukaryota; Viridiplantae; Streptophyta; Magnoliopsida; Fabales; Fabaceae. Bases 151 to 867 code for a protein of 238 amino acids.